AGGCACUCCCCGGACAGCCCAGCCGCUGUAUAUCGCGGGUCCUCGUGAGGCUGCCUGCUUUCUUUUGCACGAACUGCAAUGGCGGAUUACGACAACUACGAUGACCGGGAUCGGGCAUACGGUAGCUUUGGUGGAGGACGAGGAAGGCCUCGAGGUGGCAGUGGUUCAGGAGGACCCCGCAGACAGAAGGAGUUACCCAUGGAGCCCCCAUACACAGCAUAUGUUGGAAACCUGCCCUUCAACACAGUGCAGGGAGACAUAGAUGCCAUUUUUAAAGAUCUGAAUGUAAGGAGUGUCCGGCUUGUCAGAGACAAAGAAACAGAUAAGUUCAAAGGUUUUUGUUAUGUUGAAUUUGAUGAUUUGGAAUCCUUAAAAGAAGCACUGACAUAUGAUGGAGCUCUUUUGGGUGACCGGUCAUUGCGAGUCGACAUAGCAGAAGGCCGAAAGCAGGAAAAAGGUGCAGGAGGCUUUGGAUUUCGAAAAGGUGGAGCAGAUGACAGAGGCCGUGCAGGUUCCAGAGGUCCCCGUGGAGGAGGGCGGGAUUCCGGAGAAGACUACAGCCCAUCUGGAGGUGGUUUUCGAGAUGAUGACUUCCUAGGUGGGAGGAGUCGAGGUGGUCGCCCUGGUGACAGACGAGGAGGAGGAGGAGGAGGAGCAGGAGGUGGUGGUGGUUCUGGUUCUGUGGGAAUGGGUCGGUACAGAGAUGGACCACCUAGGGGGUCCUCAAUGGACUUCAGAGAGCCUUCAGAAGAGGAAAGAGCACAGAGACCAAGACUCCAGCUAAAACCUCGAACAGUCGAUGCUCCUCUAAACCAAGUCGCCAACCCACAUUCUGCCAUAUUCGGUGGGGCUAAGCCCCGUGAGGAGGUCAUUCCCAAAGAAAAGGAAUAAAGUGACCAGGAAACUUGCAGCAAAGCCACAGAGAACUGGGGAGGGGCUUGGAACUGUAGCAAGACUCCUGCCAGUGGAAAUGCCACCUUCCUACCAGUAGGCAAGUCCGCCCCUCCUCUUCUGAAGCUGAUCAAGAAAAUCUGUAUUAAACGAGCCACACACACGUGCGCGUGCGCGCACACACAAAGAGCAGCUUGUGAAUGCAUGUCGGCUGUUAACAAGUGGUUUUUACGUACACCUCUGCUUCCCUGUAUUUAGUGCCUGCUUUGUACUGUAGUUACUGGGGUGGGAGGGGGGCAGACUGUUUACCUGCUGGUUUUAAACAUGUAAUUAAAGCGCUGAAAUACUGUAUAUAAACGUAAAUGAGGAAAAAAUGUUUAAUCCAAACUGGCAUUUUUGUCUCCCAAAUCUUUCCUCUUUUUUUUUUUUUUUUUUUUUGUUUUUUUUGUUUUUUACUGUCAAAAUAAAUCUGUUGCUUUUGUGCUGCCAUCAUCUGUUCUUUGAGCGUUGGUUCUCUGAAUUGUACUUGUGAGUUUACAAUGUAUCAUCCCUGUUUUAUUUCAAUAUAUAUUUUUAAGAUAAUAAAAUUCUAAAAAGGCUGCAUUAUUCUGAAAAGCUAAAGUUUGGAUAUUUUGCCAAAUUCAUUUUGAAAAUCUUUCAGACAUCAUUGAAGAAAAUGCAUUCUGAAGCUGUGUCUGGGAACUCUGCUUCAGGCUGGUAGGAAUGUGUUUUUGGAACUUUAAAGAAGUGAUAGGAACAGGUUCAUUAAACCAAUGUCAUUUUUAUGUUUCUUCACUUUAGAGAACAUUCAGCUGUCUGACAUGAACAUGUGUGUCCAACGUGUCAUGACUUGGAAUGUCUGAAAGAUUUUUGAUGUUCUUCCCACCUUGCUUUCCUCCUUUUUUUUGUUUUGUUUUUACAACCCCAGCUAACGUGCUUAGAAGUGACAGCAGGUGCAGUACUGUACAACAGGGUAUUGUUAGGGGCUUUAUGGCAGGUUACCAGUCUUGCUUCUCUUGGUCAAUUUCACCCUGUUCUGUUGAAUGUUCUUUGCAAUAACUUGUGAUUACAUUGCUGAGCGUGAUAACUAUCACAGGCCUAUCCAUCCUGGGUGCCAUUGGCAGUGGAUCUUCAUUUAAAAAUAGCAUUCACAUCCCUCAUCCAGUGCUCUGGCAGCUGGGAUUCUUUGGCCCGCUAUCAUACUCCCCUCAUCGUGUCAAAUGUGAUUAUUGGAUGAAGUGUUAGGUAAUUUAAGCUUCCACAGUUAGUGUUUCCUUUAUUAGGUAGGGGUUAUCUGCUUUUCAGCAUUAGUCGAUUGAAUUUUACACAGCAAUGCUAGCAAUACUAAACAAGUGCUUGCAUCAAAGGUGGCACUACAGGUGUCUUGGCUGCUAGCUAGGCCUUGAACUCGCAGGCCAGGCUCCCUGCUGCUGUGCAGUUUUGCAUUGUUUGAGGUGGCAUAGCCAAUAUGCUUAGCAGCAGAGAGGACUGAGGCAUUCAGCAGUAAGGUGUUUGUGCUAUGUCUGUGGCAGAGGAGUACAGCUACUUCAUUGUCCUUUUUGUCUUGGAAUGAUUUCUUCUCAUUUUUUCCAAAUAUAGAACAAUGAAUUAGCUUUUUGCUUAUGCACCAGUUGGUCUUGGCUAGCUGAGGAGCCUGGGGUCCUGUGGCUGUUUUAUUACUACCAAGGACAAGAAAUUGUAUUUGCAUCUGACAUUUAUAGCGCCCAAUUGACGUAAGGUCUUGGCGACCCUCUCCUACAGCCACCUGGGCUUUGAGGGGGUCGAUGACUACCAUUCAGUAAGCACUCCAGCUAAACACACACUGUGCUGUCUCUUUUCAAUGCAAACUCCCACACACUUGUGAUCACCUAUAGGAACCAUUUGUCAAACACUCAUCAUAUAGGACAUGCAAUGCUUGUAUUUCUUCUGUGUGAAUUUUGCUGGUUUAACCCUUACAGGGGUGAGGGGUGGGCAUUUUUUUUUUCUUUUGGUUUAAUACUUUGCUUUGUAAGUAAUGUUUCACAUUCUGGUCAACUGUGUUGGCUUUUAAAUGUAAGAGAA
Messenger RNA from Polypterus senegalus (gray bichir), 2952 nucleotides. RefSeq names its product eukaryotic translation initiation factor 4h (gene eif4h). The transcript is spliced from 7 exons. The record is from RefSeq and is a predicted model, not a curated record. Lineage: Eukaryota; Metazoa; Chordata; Cladistia; Polypteriformes; Polypteridae. Gene Ontology annotation, molecular function: RNA binding. Bases 79 to 891 code for a protein of 270 amino acids.